Molecule: messenger RNA, 2040 nt
Organism: Stylophora pistillata
Lineage: Eukaryota; Metazoa; Cnidaria; Anthozoa; Scleractinia; Pocilloporidae
Cellular component (GO): extracellular region
Source: RefSeq, a predicted model, not a curated record
UGAUGAUAUAACCUUGAAUUAUUGGCAUUCAAUGACAUCUUCGCAGAAAGAAAGGUCUUUCAGGUGGACUUUACUUAAAUGAAAAUGUACGCCCUCACGACCUUUUUUCUCGUCAAGUUUCUUGUUGCCUGCUAUGCUAACCCAUUGCCAGCGGAAGUCAGAGCGAAGCGACAAUUAACUACAGUAGAGCCACCGGACUCUACACUACCAAUAUGCCUUCUAGACACGUUUGAAAGCUGCGAAGCAUAUCGGGUUUUGGGUCUCUGUGGGCCUGACAGCUUUUUACGUAGUUUUAUGGUCGUAAACUGCAAUGCAACAUGUCAAAAUUGUAUUCCCACAACGACCAUGCCCACCACAACCAAAGCACCAACGACUAAGGCUACCACGACCAUGGCCCCAACGACAGAACCUACCACGACAAAGGCACCAACGACAGAGGCCACCACGACCAUGGCACCAAUAACGGAGGUUACCACGACCAUGGUACCCACGACUGAAGCUACAACGACCAUGGCACCAACGACAGAAGCUACCACGACAAUGGCACCAACGACUGAGGCCACCACAACUAUGGCAUCGACGACCGAAGCGAUCACAACCAUGGCACCAAUAACGGAGGCUACCACGACCGUGGUAGUUGCAGCAGUAUGCCUUCCAGACACGUUUGAAAGCUGCGAAGCAUAUCGGGUUUUGGGUCUCUGUGGGCCUGACAGCUUUUUACGUAAUUUUAUGGUCGUAAACUGCAACGCAACAUGUCAAAAUUGUAUUCCCACAACAACCAUGCCGCCAACAACUGAGUCCACUACGACCAGAGCGCCAACGACCGACGCUACCACAACCAUGGCACCAACGACUGAGGCUACCACGACCAUGGCACCAACGACUGAGGCCACUACAACCAUGGCACCAACGACAGAAGCUACUACGACCAUGAAACCGACAACUGAAGCUACCACAACCAUGGCACCAACGACUGAGGCUACCACGACCAUGGCACCAACGGCUGAGGCCACUACGACCAUGGCACCAACGACAGAAGCUACUACGACUAUGGAACCGACAACUGAAGCUACCACAACCAUGGCACCAACGACUGAGGCUACCACGACCAUGGCACCAACAACUGAGGCCACCAUGACCGUGGCACCGACGACAGAAGCUACCACGACCAUGGCACCGACGACAGAAGCUACCACGACUAUGGCACCGACAACUGAAGCUACCACAACCAUGGCACCAACGACUGAGGCUACCACGACCAUGGCACCAACGACCGAGGCUACCACGACCAUGGCACCAACGACUGAGGCCGCCACAACCAUGGCACCAACGACGGAAGUUACCACAACCAUGGAACCAACGACCGAAGCAACCACAACCAUGGCGCCAACAACGGAGGCUACCACGACCAUGGCACCAACAACAAAAGCUACCACGACAAUGGCACCAACGACUGAAGCCACCACGACCAUGGCAUCGACGACUGAGAUCACCACGACAAUGGAACAAACCACAGAGGCGACCACGACCAUGAUACCCUCGACCCAAACUACGACAGCUCUCCCUUCAGUUGUAGCAGAUGCCUGUCUGCAAGCUCAUAAUGACAAGCGUGCUCUUCACGGGGCAGCACCGCUGGUCUGGAAUUCUACGCUGGCUCAACACGCGCAGGAAUGGGCAGAAUACUUGCGUUCAAAUAAUUCUUUUGAGCACGCACAGGAUAUUAACGAAGGGGAAAAUCUGUACUGGAGGGCAGGACAAGUUCAAGCUACAUGUGGAGAUGCUGUGGAAUCAUGGUACAGUGAGGUGGACCUCUAUGACUUUCAGAACCCACCAAUAACGCCCCAGGAAUUUUUCGACCAGGGAGCUGGUCACUUCACACAGGUUGUUUGGAAUGGGACCACAAGUGUUGGAGCGGGUCUUGCCACAACAGGACCAGAUAUGUCGGGCCAAAUUCAAACCUAUAUAGUGGCUCGUUAUUAUCCACAGGGAAACAUCCUUGGACAAUUUAGUGAGAAUGUNUACAAUGAGAGGCAAAUAUAA